UAUGGCAAAUUGUUGUUAGCUUGGUGCUACACUCCGGGGGAUCAGAGGAAGUGCUGUUGUUGUCAGCAAUGUCUACUUCUCUUACUGGAGAAACGGAAUUACUUGAGAAACACGAAGAAAUUUUAGGAAGGAGAGCAGAGCUGCUGGAGCAGAUGGAGAGUUGCAGAGAGCAGCUGAAGAUGCAAAGGAAGCAGCAGGUGAAAGAUUCUGAGGCCGCUCACCACAGGAACGCCACACUGCUGCAGGAUUUACGGAAGGUAGAGGAUCGUCUCAGAGGAAGACAGCUGCCGAGCCCAAAUCUCCUGGCUCUGGAGACAAGAUAUUGGGCGUCUGUGGAAGAGUCUAUCCCAGCCUGGGAGCACUUCCUCCUGGGUAAAGGCCCACCCCCUACUCAUGGUCCAGGACAGCCACCCAGGAGAGCCAAACAGAAACCCAGCACAGCUAAGGACCAGGGCCUGCCUCCUCGCCCAAAAGCCCGGACUGCUCGAUAGGUGGGCGGUGAUGCUGACAGUGCCACUGUAGCUUGAAAGACAGCUUUGAUGGUCACAUGAUGCAGAUGAUCAAAGGCCUGUUGAUUCUCUAAGUUAGACCCUUCUCCAUGACCAGGGUUGGAGACUUUUGGUGAACAAGCAUUUCCAACUGGAAACGAAAUUGUUUCAGGGACACAGACAUUUAAUGUUCUUGAACUGGGUUAGAGAGGAGGGGAAAAAAGUAAGACAGAGAAAGGGAGCGAGAAGUAAAAAGUGUAAGUGCUGGGGGGAACCACAGAGAUAUAAAGUGCAUAUGGACUGACUGAGAGGUGAAUUUAACUAUUUAUAAUUAACAUAUUAUUUGUAUUAUUAUUUGAUGUAAUUCAGUGUAAUGCUGUGGGUUAUCAGUAAAGUGUAUGAACUGCACUCCAGGCUGGCAACUCUGCUAGCAGUGAAGUCCAGACUGUCUCAUAGAAAUGGAUCAAAUUUGUCCCCUGAAUGAGAGGGGUAUCAGAAACACAUGUCUAUGCAGUCCACUAAAUCCACUUUCAUCUAGUAUUUUUACAGCCAAUACCUGCUGAUGGUUUCGGGCAGGCUACUUAAGAAAUGUACUGAGCUGAGCAACCAGCUACUCUACGUCAGAAUACAUAGUAUGUCUCAGAUUGCGUACUUAAGUACUAAACACUUAAUAUUUUGAGUGCACAAGUGUGCUACAUGUGUUCACGCUGCAUAGUACGGGAAAAUGCACUGUACUACUGGCACAUUCGAAACGGUCCCUCAGCAGUAGCUGUCUUUGUGACGUAGCAGAGGCUAUACAUGUUCUACAUGUUUUUUGCCUUGCCAGCUAGCCAACUUGCUACUAGCUAUGGUGGCACAUUUUAAUCAGCAUUGACAUUGUGGUGUAAGUUUGGUUUAUGUUGGGCGGAGAAUAGUGGUCAAAUGUUGGCAAUAAUACUCCACUGUCUGUUUGCAAUUCACCAUUUAAAAGGAAGACGAAGAAAAAGAG
Epinephelus moara (kelp grouper) is the source of this 1476-nucleotide messenger RNA. It is a transcript of the gene cep15, whose product is annotated as chromosome 24 C3orf14 homolog. The coding region runs from base 69 to 491 and encodes 140 amino acids. NCBI's taxonomy places the organism in Eukaryota, Metazoa, Chordata, Actinopteri, Perciformes, Serranidae. The record is from RefSeq and is a predicted model, not a curated record. The transcript is spliced from 4 exons.